This is a messenger RNA of Actinia tenebrosa (Australian red waratah sea anemone), 3096 nucleotides long. Its product is annotated as proton channel OTOP2-like. Gene Ontology annotation, cellular component: membrane. Lineage: Eukaryota; Metazoa; Cnidaria; Anthozoa; Actiniaria; Actiniidae. Gene Ontology annotation, biological process: proton transmembrane transport. The record is from RefSeq and is a predicted model, not a curated record. Gene Ontology annotation, molecular function: proton channel activity.
UUGACAAUAACACACCAUGACGUCAUGAAAAGCCAAACAACAGAGCCAAUGCAGCUCUUUCUUGGCGAUCAAGAGUCCUCGAGGACCGUGCACACCAUGCCAGUACCGGACAAAGAAAUCUACCCCGUCUAUGAGAAAAAGAUCGACAAUGAAACACCAAAAACUCAAGAGUCGACGCAGUCGAAGAAAGAAAAGUCCAGAGAUAAUUCAGGGUUUGUUACAGGGUUUCUGAUGUAUGUGUUAGAGCCGAUUCUUCCUGAUGACGGGGUCAAAGGAGAUGGUAGGAUUGCGAGUCUAUUGUAUUUGAUUUGCCUCACAACAGCUGGGGUAGUAUUCAACUUAUCCAAGUGGUUGCAAGCCGAUUCGAAGGCAGAUUCUGGGGUAACAGAAGAUCAUAUUGAUGGUUUUCUAAUAACUUGUAUAGUGCCUACGCUAUUGUGGAUUUGCUAUAUCUUUUGUAAGCAAAAUGACCGUAAAACAGUAGAUUUCAUCACGCCGUCACCACACUCAAACAGACCUUUAAUGGCAGGCGCGUACGUGUUUGGGGCAGGAAGCUGUGUCAUGGAUUUACUUCAUAUCGCUUUCUACGUUGAAUGCUCUUCCAACUUGUCAAGUCUGUUCUUCUCCGUCUUCAAAGCAAUCUUCAUCUUCUCACAAAUACUAUUCCUCAGGAAAUUCGCCAAUGCAACGCUCCACAAAUCCCCCAGCAUAAGACUUGUACUUUUUCAUAUUCUUGGGACAAAUAUUUGUAUCUGGUUUCGAGCUCUUUUUAGUCACUCGCGAAGUAUUUUCAGCGUCAAUGGAGGAUACGUCCAAUUGCAGUUGGAAGAAGAAAACGUUUGUGUAUCAAAACAUUAUUCUAUGAAAAAAAUCUGGGAAGCAGCAGAACCCUAUUCAUAUCCCUUCACAAUGGAGUAUUCCUUGAUUGCGGGUGGAAUACUCUAUAAUAUGUGGAGCGGGAUGAGAGAUUUGGAUCCCGAUCCUCAAGACAUCUAUAUCUAUGACGAACUGUCUGACUUUAAUACGACGACUGAUAACAUGAGCGAGAAGUACGAUGAAGACCAUGGGUAUGGCACGUGUGAAGCCCACACCCCUUCUAACAACUCAAUCACCAGUGGACGCUUCCUUAGUCGAUUCUCCUUAAACAGAGCAGUUUCGAACUCUUCGCUUUGUCAGUCGUGCAUCGAUCAUCAUGAUCAGUGUAGAAUGAACAAGGUACCCAGUUCGGAUCCGGGUCUCUUAGUUGGACUUUUAUUCUCCAUUCUUCUGCUACUCGCGGUAGGAUUAUUAUGGGUGGACAAGACGUCCUCAAAUGCACUUAGGUUUUACUAUUUGUAUCAAAUAACGUUGUUGACUUUGAUGAGUAUUUCGAGUUGGGUUAUUUUGAAGUGUCUCAUGACUCAGAAACUCACGUGGUAUUCAUUCGCACCGGACGAUACGUUACUAAUUGCUUCAUUUACUGGAGUCUUCCUAUACGCUGGUCUAUGCCUCACAGCAGGGAUCGCUGAGUACAAAAACCGCGGGCUCAUAUCAGACUUUUCGAUCGCAAAAUCUACACUUAUUCUAUUUCAGGGCAUGCUUCAAGCAACGGCAGUCAUCAAGGCACUUCGGUUCAGGCCUCGAGAUGAGAUAGGAGCAAACGUGAUCAGACAAGGAGCGCUGUUUCUGCUGACGACCAACCUCGCACUCUGGUGUCAAGAUUCUUUCUUCGAGUUGAGAGACUUUGUAACUACGCCGGUCCAGACGGUGUUCUACGGUGAACGGUCAUGGAGGGCAAUUACUGUUCUAGCGUAUCCACUUUGUAUAUUCUUCCGCUUUCAUUCAGCUGCGUGUUUGUUCGAAGUCUGGUCUAGUUUUAGGUGUACGCAUUAAGGUAAUUUUCCAUGAAAACUUUUCUAUGAAAAUAAUUUGACAAGUCUAUAGAGAAGAAGCGUUCUUCUCAAAAAGACAAAAAUGAAAGGUUUCGAAAUUAUUUUUUUAUAAAAAAACGAUAUAGUUUGUAGUUACAAAUUUUACAUCGGUUCAUUUAGUUGGAUGAUUUUGAGUCCGCUUUGCGGUGUUCUAACGAUUUGAAGAAUAAGGUAGAUUUAAGCAUGUUAAGACUUUCUGACUGAAUAACAUUUUGACACCACUUACUGGGACAAAAACAUUUAACGGACUGAAACAGACUGUGUAACCUACUUAUAUAAAUGACGCAACUUGGCGGUAACCGUUGAUAGCCAAGUCACAGCAAAACAGCCAACUCAUGCAGUUAGUGACUGACUUACUGACUGACUGACUGACUCACAGACAGACAGACAGACAGACAGCGAACUCAGUUAGUGACUAACUGAAUGACUGACUCACAGACACACAGCAAACUCAUUUAGUGACUGACUAAAUGACUGACUCACAGACAGACAGACAGCCAACUCAGUUAUUGACUGACUGACUCAUAGACGGACAGCAAACUUAGUUAGUGACUGAAUGACUGACAGACAACUGUUCAACUUUAAAAAAAUGAUCGGCCAACAGACAUGAUUGACUGACCUACAGUCAUUGACUGACUGGCAUACAAUACAAAUGGUAGACCAACAGACAACUUUCGGAAUGACUCAGUGAAUAAUAACAGACAAAUUAAAAGACUGAUUGGCAGACAGCCAAAUGUCAGACAGACAGACACUGACUGACAGUUACGUAGCUAAAAAAAAAUGCAGAACUGUAGCCCAUACCGACUGACUGACUGAUUAAUGCCUGACUAAUAACUAACAUCUAUAAGAUAUUGAACUGCUUAGCUGACCCAUAGACAGAUGCAUGACUUUGACUCAUUUGCAUGCAAACAGCGAACUAAUUCUUUGAAUAACAAAGAUAUGGCCAACUGUAUAACUCACUGACUGACAGACUGCCCACUGACUGGCUGAUUGACAGCUAUAGACAGCCAUCUCAUUGACUGAAAGACAGGCAGACAGCUAAAUGAUUGCCUGAAAAACAGACACAUUACACACACCGAACGCAUAAUUUAUUACUACUAUACUAUGAAAGACAGACAGACAGCCAACUGAUUGACUGAAUGACAGCUAUAGACAGCCAACUGAUUAACUGAAAGACAGACAUACA